GAGGUUACUGGGAUCCCUGGGAUUCCCGUUAAUGUCCCGGCUUUCCUUCAUCUUCAGCAUCUUUCUGGGUUUUUUUCGGACCUUUCUGAGCCGGGUCUCCGCCGGGUCUCCGCCGGGUCUCUGCCGGGUCCAGCGUCUCUCCGCCGGGUCCAGGAUCAGUCGGUGUCGGCCGGUUCGGCUGGUUCGGACGGUGGUUCCGUUGAUGAUAAAUCGGAGCUGUAAUCUCCGGAUUUAACGUGAAACAGCGAACAGACGGAGGACGGAUCAUCUUCAUCCUGCAGCUCCGUUAACGCUGAACUAACGUUACAUUAACGUGAUUUACUAGUUUAGUUGUCGGUGUUACCGGAUCACCGGUCAGAACCACAGACGGUACAGAGACUGCUCGUUUCAUUAUCGGUACCGGAGGCUGCUGACACCAGAACACACGUGGACUCAACCUCACUAUACUAUUAUUAGUAUUAUUAUUAAUAUUAUUAUUAUAGAGAACAGUAGAACCUGAUUAUAACGUUCAUUCUGGGAAUGUUCCGGUUCUGUAGGUUCCUGUCAGCUGGGUUCUAGUGUUCCUGUCAGCCGGGUUCUAGUGUUCCUGUCAGCCGGGUUCUAGUGUUCCUGUCAGCCGGGUUCUAGUGUUCCUGUCAGCUGGGUUCUAGUGUUCCUGUCAGCUGGGUUCUAGUGUUCCUGUCAGCUGGGUUCCUGUCAGCCGGGUUCUAGUGUUCCUGUCAGCUUGGUUCCUGUCAGCUGGGUUCUAGUGUUCCUGUCAGCUGGGUUCUGGUGUUCCUCUCAGCUGGGUUCCUGUAGGUUCCUGUCAGCUGGGUUCUAGUGUUCCUGUCAGCUGGGUUCUAGUGUCCCUAUCAGCUGGGUUCCGGUAGGUUCCUGUCAGCUGGGUUCUAGUGUUCCUGUCAGCUGGGUUCCUGUCAGCUGGGUUCUGGUGUUCCUGUCAGCUGGGUUCCUGUAGGUUCCUAUGAGCUGGGUUCUAGUGUUCCUAUAGGUUCCUGUCAGCUGGGUUCUAGUGUUCCUGCAGGUUCCUAUGAGCUGGGUUCUAGUGUUCCUGCAGGUUUCUGUCAGCUGGGUUCUGGUGUUCCUGUAGGUUCCUGUCAGCUGGGUUCUAGUGUUCCUGCAGGUUCCUAUGAGCUGGGUUCUAGUGUUCCUGCAGGUUUCUGUCAGCUGGGUUCUGGUGUUCCUGUAGGUUCCUGUCAGCUGGGUUCUAGUGUUCCUGCAGGUUCCUGUCAGCUGGGUUCUGGUUUUCCUGUAGGUUCCUAUCAGCUGGGUUCUAGUCCCAUUUAAAGAACCUCAGAUCAGCUGAUCAAGAACACAUUUUAGAUUUAUCAUUAUUAAUAAAACUGCAGAAACAUCAGCAACAAUUCAAUAAAACCUAUUUUUAUUUAAUAUAUUUAUUAUUAUUAUUAUUAUAUUUAUUAUUAUUAUUAUAUUUAUUAUUAUAUUUAUUGUCUGUUGGCUGAAUAUUAAUUAAAUACUUUGAAAUCAAACAGCAGCAAUUUAAUAACAAAAAUAUUCUGAGAACGUUUCUGAAACCUAAAUGUAUUUAAUUGAGAUGUCUAUAUGUUAUUAUUUAUUAUAGUUUAAUAGUAAAGUGAGUGAUGAUGUCACUUUAAAGCUGAUAAAGUCGGACUGUGAUUGGUCAGGAAGUGACCACGUGGUCUCCAGUGUUCCUACAUGUGUUUGACCUUUAACCUUUAGUGAUGACCUCAGGAGACAACGACUGAACGUUAACGGCUAAAAUAUUAUAAUUAAUAUUUAAUUAAAGACAGAAGUGAGUUACUGUUCCUACGUUUCUGACAACAGCAUUAGAGUUAAUAUUAUUCAUUAUCAUUAUAAUAAUCAUAAUUAUAUAAUAUUAUAUUAUUAUUAUAAAUCAUAAUUAUUACAAAUAAUUAUUUAUAAUUUAAACUAAAAAUAGAACGCAACAGAAAUUAAACGUCUUUUUAAUGAGUAGUUCUGUCGAUGAAUCGCUGCCGAGUGAUCGGCUGCGACUUGGCUAACGUUACUUAGCAGCAGCGAGGCUGAAGCUUGGAAUCAUGGGACGUGUAGUUGGAUGUUGCUCAGUUAAAAGGACUACAACAAUGGACUCCAGCUCCCAGCAGCGUUAGCGCCGACAGCAAGACUUGGAUGGUAGCCGACGUCACGGCGACGGACCCGCUCUCAUCGCGUCGGACAGACGUGAAUAUUUGUAACUUGGUGGAUCUUUAACGUUGAGUUUUGAUGUCGGAUAAGACGGCGCCGCGCUGCCAGCUGAGGCUGGAGUGGAUCCACGGGUACCGAGGUCACCAGUGUCGUAACAACCUGUACUACACGGCGGGGAAGGAGGUGGUGUACUUCGUGGCCGGGGUGGGCGUGGUCUACAACACCCGAGAACACACCCAGAAGUUCUACCUGGGGCACAAUGAUGACAUCAUCAGUCUGGCGAUCCAUCCUGAUAAGAUCCAGGUGGCGACGGGUCAGGUGGGUAAAGACCCGUUCAUCUGUAUCUGGGACACCUACGCCAUGCAGACCGUGUCCAUCCUGAGGGACGUCCACACGCACGGAGUGGCCUGUUUGGCCUUCGACUCUGACGGACAGCGGCUGGUGUCGGUCGGUCUGGACGCCAAGAACACGCUGUGUGUUUGGGACUGGAGGAGAGGACGAGUCCUCGCCACGGCAACCGGACACUCAGACAGAAUCUUUGACGUGGCCUGGGAUCCGUGUCAGUCCAGCCGUCUGGUCAGCUGUGGAGUCAAACACAUCAAGUUCUGGACGCUCUGUGGGAACGCUCUGACUCCGAAGAGAGGGAUCUUUGGGAAGACGGGCGACCUGCAGACCAUCCUGUGUGUUUCUACAGCCAAAGACGAGCUGACGUACUCCGGAGCUCUGAACGGAGACGUCUACGUGUGGAGAGGAAUCACUCUGAUCAGGACUGUACAGGCUGCACACGGGGCGGGGAUCUUCAGCAUGCACGCCUGUGAGGAAGGAUUCGCCACGGGAGGACGAGACGGCUGCAUUAGACUGUGGGACGUUGACUUCAAACCCAUCACCAAGAUCGACCUGAGAGAGGCCGAGCAGGGAUACAAAGGUCUGUCGAUCCGCAGUGUUUGCUGGAAGGCCGACCGGAUCCUGGCGGGGACGCAGGACAGCGAGAUCUUCGAGGUCAUGGUGCGAGACCGGGACAAACCGGUCCUGCUGAUGCAGAGUCACAGCGAGGGCGAGCUGUGGGCGCUCGACCUGCACCCCAAACAACCGGUUGCCGUGACCGGGAGCGACGACCGCUCUGUCAGGCUGUGGAGUCUUCCUGACCACACGCUGCUGGCUCGCUGUAACAUGGAGGAAUCUGUCCGCAGUGUUUCCUUCAACAACGACGGCUCUCAACUUGCUCUGGGCAUGAAGGACGGAUCCUUCACCGUGCUGCGAGUCAGGGACAUGACGGAGGUUGUGCACAUCAAGGACAGGAAGGAGGUGAUCCACGAGCUGAAGUUUUCACCGGAUGGUUCCUAUCUGGCAGUGGGAUCAAACGAUGGGCUGGUGGACAUCUACGCCGUCGCCCAGCGCUACAAGAAGAUGGGCGAGUGCAGCCGCUCCACGUCCUUCAUCACCCACCUGGACUGGUCGGUCGACAGCCGCUUCCUGCAGACCAACGACGGCGCCGGAGAGCGGCUCUUUUACAGGAUGCCAGCAGGGAAGCUGGUUCCUAAAGAGGAGGCGAAGGGGAUCCACUGGAUGACGUGGACCGGCGUCAUCGGGCCGGAGGUGAACGGCAUCUGGCCCAAAUACUCCAACGUCAACAACGUGAACUCGGUGGACGCCAACUACAGCAGCGCCGUGCUGGUGACCGGGGACGACCUCGGCCUCGUCAAACUCUUCAGGUUCCCCUGCCUCAAGAAAGGAGCCAAAUUCAAGAAGUACAUCGGUCACUCUGCCCAUGUGACAAACGUUCGCUGGUCCAACGACCUGCAGUGGGUCGUCAGCACCGGCGGCGCCGACCACGCCGUCUUCCAGUGGAGGUUCCUGCCCGAGGGCGUCAUGAACGGCGUCCUGGAGCCGCUCCUCCAAGAGGGUUACGCCGACUCCAACAGCGGAGAGUCGGACUCGGACGUGUCCGACGUCCCGGAGCUUGACUCGGACAUCGAACAGGAAGCUCAGACCAGCUACGAACGUCAGGUGUAUAAGGAGGACCUGCCUCAGCUGAGAAAGAAACUGAUUGGUUCCCUGAAGCGUCAGAAAGCUCCGGAGGAGGGGCUUCGUCUGCAGUUUGUUCACGGGUAUCGGGGCUUCGACUGUCGUAACAACCUGUUCUACAGUCAGACGGGGGAGGUGGUGUACCACGUGGCCGCCGUCGCCGUCGUCUACAACCGGCUGCAGCACAGUCAGAGGUUCUACCUCGGCCACGACGACGACAUCCUCAGCCUCACCGUCCACCCGCUCAAAGACUACGCGGCCUCCGCGCAGGUGGGCAGAGACCCGGCUGUCCACGUCUGGGACAUCCAGACUCUCAAGUGUCUGUCACUACUAAAGGGACACCACAGCAGAGGAGUGUGUGCGCUGGAGUUCACAGCGGACGGGAAGAGUUUGGUCUCGGUGGGAAUUGAUGAAUUUCACUCCAUCGUCAUCUGGGACUGGAAGAAAGGAGAGAGACUGGCCAAGGCCAGGGGUCAUAAAGACAAAACGUUUGUGGUGAAGAGUAACCCGUUCAGGAUGGACAAACUGGUGACCGUCGGCCUGAAACACAUCAAGUUCUGGCAACAUUCAGGUGGCGGUCUGACCUUUAAACGGGGGAUUUUCGGGAACCUGGGGAAGCAGGAGACGAUGAUGUCGGCGUGUUACGGUCGAUCGGAGGACCUGGUCUUCUCCGGAGCCACCAACGGAGACGUUUACAUCUGGAGAGACACCACUCUCAUCAAGACCAUCAAAGCCCACGACGGCCCCGUGUUCGCCAUGUGCUCCCUGGACAAGGGUUUUGUGACGGGGGGGAAGGAUGGCAUCGUGGAGCUGUGGGACGACAUGUUCGAGAGAUGUCUGAAGACGUACGCCAUCAAGAGAGCCGCCCUGUCUCCGUCCUCUAAAGGUCUGCUGCUGGAGGACAACCCGUCCAUCAGAGCCAUCACUCUGGGUCACGGUCACAUCCUGCUGGGAACCAAGAACGGAGAAAUCCUGGAGAUCGACAAGAGUGGACCCAUGACGCUGCUGGUUCAGGGUCACAUGGAGGGGGAGGUGUGGGGUUUGGCGGCUCACCCUCUACUUCCUGUCUGCGCCACCGUCAGUGACGACAAAACUCUGAGGAUCUGGGAGCUGUCGGCCAAUCACCGCAUGGUCGCCGUCCGCAAGCUCAAGAAGGGUGGGCGGUGCUGUGCCUUCUCUCCGGACGGUAAAGCUCUGGCGGUCGGUCUGAACGACGGCAGCUUCCUGGUGGUGAACGCCGACACGCUGGAGGACAUGGUGACCUUCCACCACCGCAGGGAGCUCAUCUCAGACAUCCGCUUCUCCCAAGACGCAGGGAAGUACCUGGCGGUGGCGUCCCAUGACUCCUUCGUGGACAUCUACAACGUGCUGACCAGUAAGAGAGUCGGCAUCUGUAAAGGAGCCGGCAGCUACGUCACGCACAUCGACUGGGACUCCAGAGGUAAACUGCUGCAGGUGAACACUGGAGCUAAAGAGCAGCUGUUCUUUGAGGCUCCACGAGGACGCAAACAGAACAUCAGCGUGGCCGAGUUUGAGAAGCUGGACUGGGCGAGCUGGACGUCUGUUCUGGGUCCUGCCUGUGAGGGAAUAUGGCCGACACUCAGCUUCGUUAACGCCGCCUCGCUAACCAAAGAUUGCAAACUGCUCGCCACCGGAGACGACUUUGGCUUCCUCAAACUGUUCAGCUUCCCGUCCCGGGGCCAGUUUGCCAAGUUUAAGAAGUACGUGGGUCACAGCACCAACGUGACCAACGUCCGCUGGUCCAACGACGACUCCGUGCUGCUGUCGGUGGGCGGGGCCGACACGGCGCUGAUGAUCUGGACCAGAGAGCCGUCGGGUCACAAGGAGAGCAAGGCCGUGGACAGCGAGGAGUCGGACGACGACACGGAGGAGGACGGAGGGUACGACAGCGAUGUGGCCCGGGAGAAGGUGGUGGACUACGUCACCAAGAUCUACUCCGCCAGCAUCAGGAACAUGUCAGGAACCAGACCUCACCUGCAGCACAAAGAGCUUCCUGUCGAGGAGAGGCCUCCGGUGAGUCGCGCUGCACCGCUACCUGACAAACUGCUGAAGAACAACGUGACCAAGAAGAAGAAGGUGGUGGAGGAGCUGGUGCUGGAGCACGUCUUUGGCUACAGAGGCUUCGACUGUCGCAACAACCUGCAUUACCUCAACGACGGUGCUGACAUCAUCUUCCACACCGCUGCCGCCGUGGUCAUCCAGAACCUGUCCGCCGGAACCCAGAGUUUCUACCUGGAACACACCGAUGACAUCCUCUGUCUGACCGUCAAUCAACACCCAAAAUACCAAAACGUCAUCGCUACAGGACAGAUCGGUGACAUCGCUGACCUGCCAGGCCUCGCUCCGUCCAUCCAUGUUUGGGACGCCAUGACCAAGCAGACGUUGUCCAUCCUCCGCUGUUCCCACGCUAAAGGUGUCGGCUACGUCAACUUCAGCGCCACCGGAAAGCUGCUGCUGUCGGUGGGGGUGGAGCCGGAACACACCAUCACAGUGUGGAGGUGGCAGGAAGGCACCAGAGUGACUUGUAAAGGUGGCCAUGCUGAGCGGAUCUUCGUGGUGGAGUUCAGACCGGACUCCGACACCCAGUUUGUGUCGGUGGGAAUCAAACACAUCAAGUUCUGGACUCUGGUCGGAGGUUCGCUGGUGUACAAGAAAGGCGUGAUCGGGUCGGUGGAGGACGGACGCAUGCAGACCAUGUUGUCUGUCGCCUUCGGUGCUAACAACCUGACGUUCACCGGCGCCAUAAACGGAGACGUGUACGUAUGGAGGGAGCACUUCCUGGUACGAGUGGUGGCGAAGGCGCACAGCGGUCCCGUCUUCACCAUGUACACCACCCUGAGGGACGGACUCAUCGUCACCGGGGGGAAGGAGCGGCCGACUAAAGAGGGCGGCGCCGUGAAGCUCUGGGAUCAGGAGAUGAAGCGCUGCAGAGCGUUUCAACUGGAGACCGGCCAGCUCGUGGAGAACGUCCGGUCCGUCUGCAGAGGGAAGGGUAAGAUCCUGGUGGGAACCAAAGAUGGCGAGAUCAUCGAGGUCGGGGAGAAGAACGCCGCCUCCAACACCAUGAUCAACGGACACACUCAGGGAGGGAUCUGGGGUCUGGCAGCUCACCCUUUCAAAGACGUCUUCAUCUCCGCCAGCGACGACGGGACCAUCCGAAUAUGGGACCUGGCUGAUAAGAAACUCCUGAACAAAGUGAGUUUGGGUCAUCCUGCCAAGUGCACCUCCUACAGUCCCAACGGAGAGAUGGUUUCUAUCGGCAUGGAGAACGGAGAGUUCAUCGUCCUGCUGGUCAACUCGCUCACCGUCUGGGGCAAGAAGAGAGACCGCAGUGUCGCCAUCCAGGACAUACGGUUCAGUCCAGAUAACCGGUUCUUGGCGGUGGGUUCCGUUGAAAGCGCCGUGGACUUCUACGACCUUUCUCUGGGACCGUCCCUGAACCGGAUCGGCUACUGUAAGGACAUCCCCGGCUCCGUCAUCCAGAUCGACUUCUCUGCUGACAGCAAACACAUCCAGGUGUCCACCAGCUGCUACACUCGGCAGGUGCAUGAAGUUCCGUCGGGGAAGAUGGUCACAGAGCAGCCGGUGUUUGAGAGGAUCACCUGGGCUACCUGGACCAGCAUCCUGGGUGACGAGGUUCUCGGCGUUUGGCCUCGUAACACGGAGAAGGCGGACGUUAACUGUGCUUGUGUUUCCCACGCCGGCCUCAACCUGGUGACCGGCGACGACUUCGGCCUCAUCAAGCUCUUUGAUUUCCCGUGCACGGAAAAAUUUGCAAAACACAAACGCUACUUCGGUCACUCCGCUCACGUCACAAACGUUCGCUUCUCCUGUGAUGACAAGUACGUCAUCAGCGCCGGAGGCAGCGACUGCAGUUUAUUUGUGUGGAAAUGUCAGUGAGCUCCCCAAAAAAAACCAGGAGUCCACCGGAGUCCACCACACACCACCUGAGACCACCGGAGACCACCGGAGACAACCAGAGACCACCAGGGACCACCUGAGUCCUCCAUCAGUCGAGUCUCUUCUCCUCCUCCUCCUCCUCCUCUUCCUCCUGUGAUGCUGCACUCACCUGUGCUGAUGCUUCGGACUCUUUACCUGAGACCGUUCAGGACCUGAAGACUGAAACACGUGUGAGCGUUUCAGUCUGAACUGUAUUCCCUGCUGCUGACAGACUCCCGUCUCGUGGGAUCAAACCUGUGGCGUUUUGCGCUGCAGGACGCUCCGUCUCGGAGCCGACGGUACUGUAUUUAUUGUGACGUUAGUUCUUCAGAUGAUUUCACGUGAAGCUGAAGCAGCGGUCGGUUGAUUUAUUUCAGGUGUAUUUGUGUCGGUAAAUUUGUCCAAAAUAGAUGUGAGAACGUGAGAAGUCCAGUUUGUCCAGUUGAACCCUUUUGAGAAGUCGUAACGUAGUGUAGCCUGGUAGCGUAGCGUAGCCUCGUAGCGUAGCGUGUUCCUGUGUGUCAGUACGUGCCUUUAUCACAAACUCUGACCAAACAUUUGAUACAACUUUAUUUAUAAUCGUGGUGCUAUGAAACGUGAUCAUUUAGGGCUUUUUACAGGUACGGAGGAUGAGUCCUGUCGUUGUGUUUAGUAUCUCGUACUGUCUGAUGAUGAUGAUGAUGAUGAUGAUGAUGAUGGUGAUGAUGAUAGGUAGAAACACUGUAGAGGAAAGAUGGAUCUUAGUUUGAUCCCAGCUGUUUAAACUGAAAAUGUGAAACUAGUUUGUGAAAAAAAAGAAGAGUUCUACCUCAGAAAACAAUAAAGUGAAACUAAACGAUAUUUAAGGUAUUUCAAUAAAUAUGAAUAGAGUUUAUAGAGCCGACGGAGUGUUUCUGUCCUCUGUUGUCUCUCUGUUCUCUGUCUCCUGUAGAAAUAAAACCUCAACAGAGUCUGAA
Molecule: messenger RNA, 9083 nt
Organism: Sebastes umbrosus (honeycomb rockfish)
Lineage: Eukaryota; Metazoa; Chordata; Actinopteri; Perciformes; Sebastidae
Product: echinoderm microtubule-associated protein-like 6
Exons: 42
Coding region: 2221-8088 (1955 amino acids)
Molecular function (GO): microtubule binding
Source: RefSeq, a predicted model, not a curated record